Molecule: messenger RNA, 778 nt
Organism: Oryctolagus cuniculus (rabbit)
Lineage: Eukaryota; Metazoa; Chordata; Mammalia; Lagomorpha; Leporidae
Gene: MRPL35
Product: mitochondrial ribosomal protein L35
Biological process (GO): translation
Cellular component (GO): ribosome; mitochondrion
Molecular function (GO): structural constituent of ribosome
Source: RefSeq, a predicted model, not a curated record
CUAUAAACUGUAGGCGUUCCUUUAUUUUCCCCCUCUCCUUGACUCCGCCCUGAUUGCGUUUCUUUUAUUCGCUUUUGCUCUGGGCCUUUUGAACCCACUGCGGCCGCCGUAGUCGUGUGGCAAGAUGGCGGCUCUCGCGUUUGGCGGUAUACUGAGAGCCGCUUCAGGAGUAUUAAGGCCCCUGAAUACGUUGGCAGCUCCAGCCUAUCGAAACUGUACCAAGAAUGCCUGUCUUAUUUCUGCACUGUCCACCAGACAUUUCAGUCAUAUUCAGGCACCGGUUGUUUCCUCUGCUCCCAGACUUACCACAUCUGUCAGAAACCUUCCUUGUGGGCAUUCUACAACCAUUCCUAACAGAGCGGCUCCCUUGCUUCCAAGUGUCCUGAAGCAGCCAGUCAGGACCGUCACAUACUUCAGUUCACGAAAAGGCAAGAGAAAAACUGUGAAAGCUGUCAUCUACAGGUUUCUUAGACUUCAUUCUGGCCUUUGGCUAAGGAGAAAGUCUGGUUAUAAGAAGAAAUUAUGGAAAAAGACCACUGCAAGAAAAAGACGCUUGAGGGAAUUUGUGUUCUGCAAUAAAACCCAGAGUAAACUCUUAGAUAAAAUGACCACGUCUUUCUGGAAGAGGCGGAACUGGUAUGCCGAUGAUCCCUAUCAGAGGUACCACGAUCGCACAAACCUGAAAGUGUAGGUCAGAAAUGGCACGGCUCCCCAGGCAUUGCCUGUGUAUAUCUGCAUAUAUUAUGUCUCUGCAAAAAUAAAGAAGUAUAAAACUUGA